Messenger RNA from Paramecium tetraurelia, 663 nucleotides. RefSeq lists its product as uncharacterized. Gene Ontology annotation, molecular function: GTPase activity; GTP binding. Gene Ontology annotation, biological process: vesicle-mediated transport; intracellular protein transport. The transcript is spliced from 3 exons. Gene Ontology annotation, cellular component: cytoplasm. The record is from RefSeq and is a predicted model, not a curated record. Lineage: Eukaryota; Ciliophora; Oligohymenophorea; Peniculida; Parameciidae.
AUGGGAAACAAUCAUGAAAAAUUCUUUUCUAAGGAAAAACGAAAACUCCUCAUUUUAGGACUUACUGGAGUAGGAAAGUCAACAUUAAUAAAAACAUUGAACCAAGGAAAUUAUUAAGAUAAGAAGGAAGAUUUAUAAAUUAUUGACAUUAAAUUAAAAAACAUUACACUUUGUGUUUUUGAUAUGGGAGGAAGUGAAAGAUAGAGAAUUUUUUGGAGACAAAACUUUUAUGGAAGUUAAGGAGUGAUUUAUGUUAUGGAUGGCAAUAUUGAUAUCUAAAAGGCAUUAUUAGAAUUAGAAAAAAUUGUGAUUGACACAGAUCUCAAAGAUACUCCAAUUGCAGUAUUUGUGAAUCAAAAUGGAAAAGAAAAUCCAUUUGACACUACGAAAGAAUUCUUAAAGUAUAUUUAUUUAAUUUUCCAUUUAAAGAAAUAAACCAGGAAAGGUAAAUGUGUUCAAAGGAAGUACAUUAGAAUUAAAGGAUAUUAUGAGUUGUAUAGAGUGGCUUGGUAAAGAAAUGAAACCUAUUUGAAUUAUUUAUUUUUAUUAAUGUUUGAGGAUGAUAAUAAUAUCAAUUUUGAUUAGCUUAAUUAUAGAGAAACGCAAAGAAAACAUCAUAGAAAGAAUAUACUUAAUUAAGAAAGUAGAAUUAGAAAGAUUUGA